Pipistrellus kuhlii (Kuhl's pipistrelle) is the source of this 1643-nucleotide messenger RNA. RefSeq names its product polycomb group ring finger 6 (gene PCGF6). Lineage: Eukaryota; Metazoa; Chordata; Mammalia; Chiroptera; Vespertilionidae. The transcript has 11 exons. Gene Ontology annotation, cellular component: PRC1 complex. The record is from RefSeq and is a predicted model, not a curated record. Gene Ontology annotation, biological process: regulation of transcription by RNA polymerase II. Bases 173 to 1255 code for a protein of 360 amino acids.
CCACACACCUGAGCGGCCCCGCCCACGCCCGGGCUUAGGUGAGGCUCCGUGGACCACAUUUCCCAGCGGGCCCCGCAGGUCUCCGCGCCUGCGCACGGCGGCCGGGGCGGCUGGAGCAACUCCCGCGCUAUCCAGUCGCCUGGCCGCUUCUCGCCCGGUGUCCGACCUGGGCAUGGAGAGGGUCCCGGUGCUGACGAGGGCUAACGCGGCCGCCGCCAAGGCGGAGGGAGCCGCAGCCAUGCCGUCCCCACGGCCCACCUCCCCUCCCGCCCUCACCCCGGCGCCCGCCGCGGGCGAAGAGGGUCCGCCGCCUCUGGCCGAGGCGGGGGCUCCGGGCUGCUCGAGCUCCCGGCCCCCGGAGCUGAAGCCGGAGCGCAGCCUGGGCCGCUUCGUGGACGAGGACGAGGAGCUGGAAGAGGAUGAGGAGCUGGAGGAGGAAGAGGAGGAGGAGGAGGAGGAGAUGAGCCACUUCUCGCUGAGGCUGGAGGGGUGCCGGCCGGAAUCCGAGGACGAGGAAGAGCGCCUGAUUAAUCUCUCUGAGCUGACCCCAUACAUCUUGUGUUCCAUUUGCAAAGGUUACUUAAUAGAUGCAACUACCAUUACAGAAUGUCUUCAUACAUUUUGUAAAAGCUGCAUUGUAAGACAUUUUUACUAUAGCAACAGAUGUCCAAAAUGCAACAUAGUAGUACAUCAGACACAACCUCUUUAUAACAUAAGGUUGGACCGGCAGUUACAAGACAUAGUGUACAAAUUAGUGAUCGAUCUAGAGGAAAGAGAAAAAAAGCAAAUGCAUGAUUUCUAUAAAGAAAGAGGUCUAGAAGUACCUAAACCUGCUGUUCCACAGCCAGUCCCGUCAAGCAAAGGAAGAUCUAAAAAAGCCUUAGAAGUGUUUCGGAUUCCACCUGAACUUGAUAUGUCUUUGUUAUUAGAAUUCAUUGGUGCUAAUGAAGGCACAGGACAUUUUAAGCCAUUGGAGAAGAAGUUUGUCCGAGUUUCAGGAGAAGCAACUAUUGGGCAUGUAGAAAAAUUCCUCAGACGAAAAAUGGAUCUUGAUCCAGCUUGUCAGGUAGAUAUCAUUUGUGGCGAUCACUUGUUGGAGCGAUAUCAAACUCUAAGGGAAAUUCGACGUGUAAUAGGUGAUGCAGCAAUGCAGGCUAAUUGGUCUAGAGCAGAUCUGAUGCUCCAUGGGCCAAACAUGGAUGGUCUUCUGGUCCUUCAUUACGGUCUUGUGGUUUCUCCUCUGAAAAUUUCUUGAAGAUUCUAAGAGUAUCAGGAGGAAGGAAAGAAACAAAACACAGUGGCUUCUGCAGGCUUGCAUCUCACCAAAGAUUUUUAUAAAACAUAAUUGCUGCCAUUUUGUGCUAAGACAUAACAACUGUUUUGAGCACCAAGCAUCAUAAUAUUUAUAAAUACAACUUGGAAUGCUAGAAUGCAUCUAUUUUACUAGCAACUAUAAUACUUUGCAGACUGGAUUAAUGCGAAGGCAGACAGUUUCAAUUGCCAGAAAGGAGUUCCUUCUGUUGAGCUCAAGUCUGGCUUAAGGUAAAGAUAAAAUAUUCGCUGAAACUGGUUUGGCUCAGUGGAUAGACCAUCGGCUUUCGGACUGAAGGGUCCUGGGUUCGAUUUCGGUCAAGGUACCUUGG